AUGCCGCUGGGCGAGCUGCCGGUGGGUUACCCGAGGGGGCCACCCAUAAGCAGCCGCGACGCCAAGUUGCACCACCGCAGCAGCACACGCAAUGGCGUGCAUUUCUUGCGGCAUCUCGUCACCGACACCGCGGAGGCGCCGCAUCACUUCACGCUCUUCGCGCUGCCGAUCGAGCCAGUCCUGACGGUGCGGUUCUGGUCUGCUGCUACGGACGGCACGGUGCGCUCAUGGCUGUGCCACACGAGUCUGUUGGGCCUACCCGCAGGCCAGCUGGUGUCGGCAUCUCGUGCCGCUGUGACCUGCCCGGUUUCUCCCGGCGCUGAUGGGACGGCUGGACUGACGGCAGCCACUGCCACUGCAGCUGCGGCAGGUACCAGCGGGCUGAGCAGGGAGGCAGUGGGUGCAUUCAUUGCGGAGAAAGCCGCGGUGUUUGCCCGCGAAACCGCCACACUGCGCGGCGAAGUGUCGCAGCGCACACAGGAGGUGGCAGCGCUGCAGGCGCGGAAUCGUGUCUUGGCGGACGCCCUGAAAUCUGCCAUCGCACGCAUCAACCAAGGCGAGGGGACAACAAACGCCUCGCCGUUGCCGCGACCGCCAACACCAGUGCCAGUGGAUGUGACGGAUGGCGCCGCGCGUAUUGACGCCAUGCGAGCCACACUCGAGGAGCUACACGGAAAGCUGCACGACGCGUAUGCCGACAAGGAGCAACUUCUAGCCGACCGAACGGCGAUGCAGUUGCGGCUGAGCGAGCGCGCGUCGCUGAGUGCCACAACGAAGGUGUGUCGCUCUGCGUCAGUGCCGGCGGAGUCGCGCCACGGUUUGGCGGCUCGCGAGGGACGCGGCCAGAUGGAGCGGCUGCAGGAACAGCUCGCCAUGUGCCAGAUGGAGUGCAGUAUGUACGUGCGCCACUGGCGGAGCGAAUACAUGCGGCGCGUGGCCGUUGUGGCCGAGCGGGAGGCCUGUGAGGAACGUCUUGCCACGCUGCAGAAGGAAUUGGACCACGCGAGGGCCGCUAUAGAUUUCUCGUCGCUGCCGUUACAGCAGCGGCAGCAACAACUACUACAACAACAACAACCGCAAUCGUCGUUCCCAACGGUAACAGGUGACACUCAGUCGGGCGGGGACGCCAGCGACGCUGCGCAGACUGACGCCAAGCUGUUUUGGCCCACUGAAUCGAUGGGCCUGCUCGUUGGUGUGGGUGUGGGCGAGGGCGACGGCGACGGUAACCGCAGUGAGGCCAAUAAAGAUAGCGUUAGUGAUGAUGACUAUGAUACUGGACGGGCUCUAGAAGGGCUUGCCUUCUACUGUGGCGCGCUAAGCGGCGGCAGCGCGGCGACCCCGCAGGGGGCGGGGACGGCGCAGACGGACCUCCACGAGCGUGAACAGCGGCUGGCAGCGGCGUUGCGUCACCUAAAGGAUGCCUGGCAGCGUAUUAAGCGGACACGCGAGGUGGUGGAAACGAAGGCCAAGCGAGUACGCCACGCUCAGAAGCAACUGAUAGCGAAGGAGGCGACGCUUCUUGAGCAUGCAGAGCGUCUGCGCGCCCUAGAGGAGGAAUUGCGCCGCAAGGAGCGUCGACUGAUGCGCGAGGGACGCGGCAGUCAACAGGGUUGUUGUUGUUGUUGUUCCACGUGCAAUUUAACGACCAGGUGCCGCUGCCCGAAGGAGGAAGGAGGAAAUGCAUUUGCGCACAUCUGCCGUGCNCGGACGUGA
Trypanosoma grayi is the source of this 1713-nucleotide messenger RNA. RefSeq lists its product as hypothetical. Bases 1 to 1713 code for a protein of 570 amino acids. The record is from RefSeq and is a predicted model, not a curated record. Lineage: Eukaryota; Euglenozoa; Kinetoplastea; Trypanosomatida; Trypanosomatidae. The transcript has a single exon.